Molecule: messenger RNA, 2559 nt
Organism: Trypanosoma theileri
Lineage: Eukaryota; Euglenozoa; Kinetoplastea; Trypanosomatida; Trypanosomatidae
Exons: 1
Coding region: 1-2559 (852 amino acids)
Source: RefSeq, a predicted model, not a curated record
AUGACGGAGGUGAGCGUCGGGGAAGGUACUAGUGACUUGCCAACCCGGCGGUUUUCCCCUACGGCGAAGAAGGGAAUUAUCUCUGAUAAUCAUACAAAUGAUUUUUUUGUCCAAACAGAUGAGUUAGUGGUGUCCUCUGCCGUUCAGGUUGAGGAAUCUAUUAAUGAAACUUUGCAGUAUGAUACAGAAUCUAAUCCUGCAACCCCUAUACCAACGGUUGCGUUAUUUCGUCCUCAAAGAGUAGGUUCACCACCUCCUAUGAGCUCUGGAAUGAAGGAUGGUGUAUUGAAUAACAGCAUCGCCGAUAGCCUUGCCAGCUUUGUGAGUGAACUCUCCCGUACAAGACGGCGACGACGCCGUGAACAGUUAGCGCUCGAAAACCCAAUUGAAGGUGAAAGACAACGACAAGAGCUUGAAAAGGCUCUUCAAAAUCUUGAAGAAAUGCAGCGAGAAAAUAAGGAACGAAUGCGUCGGGUUGGAUCACAAGUAUUUAGCAGUAAAACACAAUCACCAAAUGGGAGAGGUUCCAGUAACACACAACGUGCACCUACAUUUUUUUGCCGAACUCAAUCAGUUGGUGGAAAGGUACACAUGGAUGCUCCCAAACAUACUACACUUGAGCGAGCCAUGACAUCUUUGGUAAUACCUGAGCCUGUUGUGGUAACUUCAGUACCUGGAUCACGACAACGAUAUAAGAAUUCAUCCAAUGAUAACAAGUCAUCCCCACCACGACGCUCACAAGUGAGUCCUCCACACGUAAAAAAAGGUGAGGCAUUCACAAAUAUGGAACAACGACCCAGUACAGCCUUCUCAAGUGCGAGAGAGAAAUCACAAUCAGCACAUUCCCCAAGACCAACUAUGCCAACAAAAACAGAGCCAAGUAGUGAGAAAAGGUCUCCUUCUUUGCGGGUGAGCGCAAUGUCGGUUUCAAAGGGUGUUGUGGAACCACGUAGUAGUUAUGAUAGAUGGCCCGUUUCAAAGUUUAUGAAUGGAGGAGGAGGAGGAGGAGGUGGUGGUGGAGGUGGAGGUGUAAGUGGAAGGGCAGAUCCUUCUGGUACCCACACGCAUACCAGUUCUUCAGUUAUGAUGGAGGAGGUUCACUUGUCGUCAAUGUCUCCUGAAGAUAAUAGAAACACAAAAGCAACACCAAAUAGCGGUAAAAGGUUAGGUAUAGGAAGACCCUUUGGUCGACCAGGUGGACGUUCUACGUCUCCUCCUAUUAUUAUUCUUACAGUGGACUCAAGGAAAAAUAUGGGAGAAGAAGAUGCGAGACGAUUGCUUAGUGCAGAACCAAUACGAAUGCAAGAUCACCAGGCACGACGUUUACUUCAAGGAUCUGAAGGUCGUCCUUCGGGGCCUGUGGUAGCUUCGAAAACCACAACGGGGAAGUCUCGUAUGCGAUCUCCCAUUUUGAGGGAUCAUCCCUCUACAUCAGGGGCUCCAAAUAGUAGUAAAGAAAGGGAAAAGAGAGUGGUAGAGACAGAAGCGAAAAAGAUCCGGCAACCAUCUGUAACUAAAAUUUCCCUCGCGAACUCUCCCGUUUCUCCUGCAGUUCCACCCACACCGACACCCAGCCGUACACCUCCUACACCUACUCCAGCAUCUGUUCCUGCGCCUGUAUUUGUAGCUCUUUCUAGUUCUGCUGCUCCUCUUACUACAACUACUACUACUACUGCUAACGCUACAACUACUACUGUUACUCUUGCUACUGCUGUUACUAGUAGUAGUAAUAGUAAUAAUACUGCUAGUGGUUCCAAAAAGAAGAAUGAUGAGGGACGCGUUGAAGUGAAUGGUACACGUGAAGCCUCAAAUAAUUCACCUUCACAAACAAAAUCACGUGGUACAACAGAUGUACAGCCCUUACCACAUGGGACAAAAAAGAAAAAGACAACCUCAACUGAUGCGAGUACAGUCAGUACAUCAACAAGUAAAUCACGAACAGGGAAGAGUAAUACACAUUCCUCUAAAGCAGCUGUAGUUGUUGUCUCUGGUAAUACUACUAGUAGUACUACUCCUGUUUCUGCUUCUGUCCAUGCUUCUGCAACUGAACGAAAGUCAAAGGGGCAGUUACAGCAAGAACGACGAAGUGGAACUCUUGAGCGUGAGAUGUCUAAUGUGUUCAGUGUAGGGGGAGCUUCACGACGUCGGAUAGGUGGAAAUACGACUACGACUACUUCUCGUACAGCGACUUCUCGCCGUGAGGAUUCAUCUUUGCCCCAUGAAAAAGACGGGCAUCGUGGCACUAAAAGUGCAUCUCCACCACACCCUUCGGAAGCGAGUCCUAAUGCUUCACAACGUCCUAACUGGCAGUAUCUUUCGUGGAGACGUAAAAGUCUUUCAGCACUUACACAUAUUAGUACCGUUGAUCGUGAUGCAUUUCGGCCUUUGGCAACAGAUCGCCCGGCAGUUGCUAGAACUCGUGUAGCAAAGCGUAUUCCUAUUAAUGAAGCAGUAACUACGAAACAACUCGUUCCAUUUUGCACAGAAUGUGGGAAACGACAUAUUGAUGAUAAGGUGAAGUUCUGCGCAUUCUGUGGUCACAAGCGUGAAACUGUUUAA